AUCUUGUCAUCUCAUGUGCUGCAACUUCCAACUGCAAGGGUUCGAAUCAGAUAAUACUAAUAAUCAAUCCAUACUCCUUCUUAAAUCCUCAACUUCUCCAACCCUCAUCAGUAAUUAACACUUUGACCAAGUUCGCCGAAAUAGAAUACUUAAAGAUGUAUGGGUACUGACUAAGAUUCUACGAAGCCUCUUAAGGUUAGGAAAGAGGGGCUAGAGGGGCUCCCGGGUUUCUUUUUUUUUUCUCUGGAUUUUUCCCUAAACGUCAACCGAGCGUCAGCACCUGGGCAAAGACCCAUAGAGCUAUCGGUCAAAAUCGGCCGUAUCUGACGGCGACUACCCUACAUAGUACGAAGCAAACUUGGCUUUUGUCCGGCCGCUCUUUGACCCACCUGAACUUUGUACCACUUUUUGCAUCUGGUAAAUUCUACCAUCUCGCCAUUAUUCCUCUAGUCAAUUUCUUCUCUAUUCCAUCCAUGACAAAUCUGUCACCAACAAAGUCAACGAAGUAGACGAACCGAGUCGUCGUAUACCAUUUACAUCUAUAUCGAAAUUUUCUGUAAGAGGCCGAGAUAUAUCGAAAACAUCGAUUCGAGUUUACAGAAUAUCCGUAUCCAAAGCCCUCGAGGGGCCAACCGAGAAAGCAUCAUAGAAAAGAUGCCGCCCAGUUAUUCCAGUCGGCGCGGCCAAGCCGUGAACGUGUCGCAGUUAUUACAGGACCUCAAUAGGGUUCCAGAGCAGCCCCAAGUCUCGGAGGAAAACUUGCGAAGUCUCGAUGAGGAACUUGCUAUGUUCACGAACACCAAUUUCAUCGACUGGGACGCCAAUGAGAGUCAACAACAGCAGCAACGACAGCCGCAGGAAGCGGCUCCUAGCGUCAUAGAGACACAAGUGUCGACUUCGCCUACGGAAGAAGAAUCUAUGGGAGGAGAGCUGGCAGGAUUUGACUUCAAUCUACCAGGCGAUUUCAACGGUUUUGACUUUCAUCCUUAUUCUACGCCAAACGUCUCGGGCUUCUCAGACAAUUUGGGAAACUUGCAACCAAUUCAGCCAUCUCCAACUUUCCCACCCAAUGGCUCGGCUUCCAGCACCUACGGCCAGUCAGUGCCGCAGACGGGGGAGAAGCGUAAAUCUACUGAUCCCGUCGCCCCUCCUCGACGACAGCUUUCCUUUGAGGAGCAGUCGCGUCUAGCCGCGGAAGAGGACAAGCGGAGGCGGAACACGGCCGCCAGCGCAAGGUUUCGCGUUAAGAAGAAGGCUCGUGAGCAAGCACUCGAGAAGCGCGAGAAGGAGCUUAGCGACAAAGUCGGCACACUGGAAGGUCGCAUUCAAACUCUAGAGACGGAGAACAAAUGGUUAAGAGAGCUCGUCAUGGAAAAGACCGGCGGAAACGAAAAUAUCAUCUCCACGUUAUUGGAGAAGCAUAAUGAGAAGACGCCUGGCGCAAAGGAAAAGGAAAGCGAUGCGAAGGCAGAAGCUGAGAAAGCCUCAUAACAUACGCGGCAUAACGAGAUACCUUUCCAUUGUUUGAAACAUUCACGAUGGCGUUCAGGGGUUAUCAAUAUGGACUAUGCGCCAUUGGAGGGGGGCUACGAUUUUGGGGAUAUAUCAUGUCUGAUUUUGAGACCAACUUUUGACGAGGCUUACGGGUCUAAUAUACGAUUUACGGGUAAUGUCCCGGCUACGGUGUAAAAGCUUAUCUGACCUCUCUCUACUUGGUAUAUUUGUGUUGCUGUAAUGUGACACUUCUAUAUUAUUGCUAAUGCAUCGUCUUGCUCUCGGGUAUGACAAUCAAUAUGGUUUUAAGCGAUCGAGGGCGUAUGAGGCUCGAUCAACCAAUGUGUGAUUCACAUACAGUCGGCUUGUCUGGCGUCCUCACCGGCACUUGAUCCGCCACUAACCACCCUGGGCCGAGGGUUUUUGACCCUGCUUACAAAUCUACUAUUAUAUUGCAUACUAUACAGUUUGGGCUUAGUGUUGCGGAUGGUCUUUGACCUGUCUAUCAGUAAACCCGAUUCCUUGAGACCCACCACAGCUGCACGGAAAAGUUGUUGAACAACGAAAGGCAUAUUUGCGGUCAAGGCAAGAUGACAAAUUGGAUAUGUAAAGGCCGCACGGUACCAUUUAAGUACUACAUGU
Annulohypoxylon truncatum is the source of this 2136-nucleotide messenger RNA. RefSeq lists its product as uncharacterized. Lineage: Eukaryota; Fungi; Ascomycota; Sordariomycetes; Xylariales; Hypoxylaceae. Bases 655 to 1491 code for a protein of 278 amino acids. Gene Ontology annotation, molecular function: RNA polymerase II transcription regulatory region sequence-specific DNA binding; DNA-binding transcription activator activity, RNA polymerase II-specific. Gene Ontology annotation, cellular component: nucleus. The transcript is spliced from 3 exons. The record is from RefSeq and is a predicted model, not a curated record. Gene Ontology annotation, biological process: regulation of transcription by RNA polymerase II.